Molecule: messenger RNA, 1294 nt
Organism: Rubroshorea leprosula
Lineage: Eukaryota; Viridiplantae; Streptophyta; Magnoliopsida; Malvales; Dipterocarpaceae
Source: the annotation of a GenBank genome assembly
GAAUAAUUUAAAAAUUAGUGUCCUUUAGUUUAUAGUUUUAGGGAUUAAAUUGAUUGAAUUUAAAAUUUUGGGGGUUUUAAGUAAAACUUAAUAGAAGUUGAAUGGCCCUAACUCAAUUGUCCCAAUUUUGCUUACCACAUGGCAUUGUCCCAACCAAGUUUUUUUUCUUUGUCGGUGGAAACUUGGAUAAGCCUCCAGAAGGCCCCUAAAAGUCCCCAUUUUUUUCCUGCGUCUUCCAGCCAUCCCUGCAUCCUUUUCUUCCUUCUUUCUCCAGCCAAGGUUAAGGUGCUUUUUUAGGUAAGUAUAAGUUUUAGUUAUGAAUUUGGGGUUAGAGUUUUGGAUAGUUUAAAUUGGUGAAAUUUGACUCUAAUCCUUUGGUUUAUAAGAUUUUUGGGUAUUAGGAUUUUGUUAAAAACAUGUCAAUUUUUGGGGUUUAUAUGGGAAAGACAAUGAGUUAUUCCUUUAUAUGUUUGAUUUGGUCUGAAUUUUUACUUGCUGGAAUUAUAAGUAAAUUGUAUUGUUCAUGAUUACUGUUCAUAAUUACUGUUUAUGAUUACUGUUCACGUAAUUACUGUUCAUGGAUUACUAUUCACGCACUAAUUACCAUUUAUGCAGUACAUUUCAAUUUCUUUCAAUAUGAAAUUCUAUAGAAUAUGUGAGUUGUGUAUGUGGAUAUUAAUAUGAACUUGAAUUAUCCAUGCGAUUGAUUAAUGGGGACAUUAAAUGGGAUAAUAUCCUAAUAGUAUUUUGGACAUAUUCUGAAUUUGUUUGACAUGCAUAUGUGUUUGUGGCUAUGGAGUAAGUGGACCUAUGCUUAAAGCUUGGGGUAUUUAGUGGACCCUUCGGGGUAUUUAAUAAACCUUUGCGCAGUAGGGUUAGUACUGUGAUUAGCUCCAGUACAGUGUUGCUAGCACACCUCAGUGGACUCUAUAGCAUUAUAUGAUUUUCGGUUUUAUGCAUUGCGCUUGUGACGUCGUAUUUGUGAGCAUAUGAUUUUAGUAUAUGAAUUCAAUUUAAAUGUCAUUGAUUAUUCCUUGACAUGUGUGCUUAUGAUUUAAGAUAUUAAGUUAUUAUUUAAAUAGUGAGAAUUAUACUAUUAUAUGAUUUGGUUCUGUUGUGUCUCACGCUCUUUGUGUGUAUAGGUCUAGAGGUCUUAGGACCCAAGUUUAUAGCUUAAACUUACUACUUACUGGGCUUUUAGUUCAUAAAAUUCCCCCUCCCCCAUUUCAGAUUAAUAAACUGGAGUAGCGGCCACUCAGUUUAAGAGCUCUCGGUAUAAAUCUCGUAUGCCGAC